Molecule: messenger RNA, 1338 nt
Organism: Wyeomyia smithii (pitcher-plant mosquito)
Lineage: Eukaryota; Metazoa; Arthropoda; Insecta; Diptera; Culicidae
Exons: 1
Coding region: 1-1338 (445 amino acids)
Source: RefSeq, a predicted model, not a curated record
AUGCUCAGUGGCCUCCCAUGCACAUCUCCGUACCUCGACGACAUCCUUGUGGGUGGCCGCACUGUCGAGGAGCACAAUCAGAACCUGAACUGUGUCCUUCAGCGUCUGCAAGAGUAUGGGUUUACGGUCAAAUUCGAAAAAUGUCGAUUUUUCAUGCGACAAGUUAAGUACCUGGGUCAGCUUCUUGAUACGGUAGGCAUUCGUCUGGACCCGGACAAGGUAAAGGCAAUUGUAAACAAGCCGCCUCCUCAUGAUGUUCCCACACUUCGAUCUUACUUAGGUGCGAUUAAUUACUAUGGGAAAUACAUUCGGGAAAUGCGCACCCUUCGCCAACUGGACGAGCUACUCAGGGAGAGUACCAGCUUCCAGUGGACCGACAUCCAACAGCGCUCCUUUGACCGCUUCAAGGAAAUCCUCCAAUCGCCGCUCAUGCUGACGCACUUUAAUCCUCGACUUUUAAUAAUUGUGUCCGCAGACGCGUCGAACGUGGGCAUUGGUGCUCGCAUCGCGCAUCGAUUCCCUGAUGGAUCAGAGAAAGCCGUCUACCACGCAUCCCGUAGCCUAACUCCAGCCGAAUCCAGGUAUAGCCAGAUAGAAAAGGAAGCCUUGGGUCUGGUGUACGCCGUUACAAAAUUUCACCGGAUGAUCUACGGGAGGCAGUUUGUUCUUCAGACUGAUCACAAACCGCUCUUGGCAAUUUUCGGGUCGAAGCGUGGAAUUCCUUUAUACACUGCCAACCGCCUACAAAGGUGGGCACCAACCAUGCUCCUGUAUGACUUCAGCAUCGAAUACAUAUCCACGGACCAUUUCGGGCACGCGGAUAUCCUCUCCCGCCUGAUCAACUCACAUAUCAAGCCGGACGAGGAAUACAUUAUUGCAUCGCUAAAAGUCGAAGAAGUCCUCUGCAAUAUAGUCUGCCAUUCCAUUGAGUAUCUUCCCAUCACGUAUAAGACGAUUGCGGAAGAGACAAACCAGGACCGGACAUUGCAGAAGGUCAUCGAGUUCGUGCAGAAGGGUUGGCCAGGUGAUGCCAAGUCUCUCACCGAAACAGCAGGUGUUAAGCACUUCUUCGCACGUCGUGAUUCGCUGUAUGUUGCUCGCAGAGUUUUGAUGUACAGUGAUCGGAUCGUCGUCCUGAAAAAACUGGAGCAAAAAGUACUCCAACAACUGCACAGGGGUCAUCCUGGAACAGACCGUAUGCGGUCAUUGGCGUGGAAUUUUGUCUAUUGGCCCAACAUUGACGAGCAAAUCACCGUGCUCAGUCGCCAAAACGGACACCAAGACGAAGCUCGAAUCGUGGCCCAUCCCCGAGAAACCAUGGCAAAGGUUACAUGCUGA